AUGGACGACCAGGAUAAGACCAUGGAAGAAACACAGUUCAACUGUAUGGAGUGUUCGAAGCCGGAUGACCACCAAACAAUGGUAGCCUGUGAUACAUGUCACGGCUGGUGGCAUUUCUCCUGUGUGGGUGUCGAUUCGUCGGUUAAGAAUCGCCCAUGGUCGUGCCAAGCCUGUCGGCUGAAAUCACAAAACCGGUCUUCAUCGCAGUCCGGUAAAUCCGGCAAAUCGACAGCAAGCCAGAUCAACCUGAAAAUGCGGAAGCUAGAAGAAGAGCAGAUGUUAAAUCUAAACAUUCUAGCUGAGAAAGAGAAGGUCCAUAAAGAAUUCAUCGGCAAAAAGUAUGCUCUUUUGGCGGAAGAAGCAGUAGCAGGCGAAGAAGAGGACGGAAGUGUACGAAGCUAUCAUAGUUCCCGAAACGUGGUUCAGCAGUGGUUGAAAGAUCAUCCGAGUACGCAGAUGCAAGCGAACGUGGCAGGAAGUGCCCCAGUUACAUCUGGCAAUGAGGUAGCGGUCAAUCAACGCACAGUGAACGAAACAACGGCAACUUUGUUGAGCGAUUUACACACCACCUCUCAGGAUGCUCCAAAGUCUUUGCCAACAGAAACUCCAGUCCGAGCCUACACGGGAACUGUCCCAAAGAAUGUACCAGCCCAGCCGACCGUUGCCUUGUACCCUGCUGUCCGAUCAACGCCGGUGAAUACGUCGAUGAGUAUGUGUGCUCCGUUAGUUGGGCACUACCAAGCUGCAAUUAGUAACUCGAAUCCGAUGUCUACAAUGUAUCCGACAUCAUUCGGCCCACGAAUGUCUUCUACCGUGCAGGAACCAAUAACAUCCGGAAUAGGUUUGAGUCAACCUACACUACCGUGGAUGACUAAGCAUCGGCAUGAUCAGUGUCAUCAAGUACCUCUACCCUCAUCCUCAGGUGCUGGAAGCACAAAUCGAAACGACCAACCUUGGCAGUAUCCAGUCAGCAGUGUACCGAACAGCAACCCUUAUCGGCCAUCAACAUCCGAGCAAUACAACCAACCAAUGUACCCCCUGCUUUCUAAAUGGAUCGAUGGGCCGCAACCAGCUGGUGAGGCGGUUCCAGUAGUUGGUCCUUCUGCCAGAAUUGAUCAUCAAAUCGCAACUGGGCAUGGAAGACCGGAAGAAACAGCUAGGUCGUGGAACAGAUUCCAGCAUCAGAUCACCGCAAGGCAGGCAGCUCAUAAAGAAUUGCCGAUUUUCUCUGGCGAACCCGAAGAGUGGCCGCUGUUCAUCUGUAGCUACCGGAACUCGACGGAAAUGUGUGACUAUACCGACGCAGAGAAUUUGUUGCGCCUACAAAGGUGCCUGCGGGGCAACGCAUUGGAAGCGGUGAGGAGUAACUUGAUGGAGCCGGCAUCCGUUCCCGUGGUGAUCUCUACGCUAGAGCAAUUAUUUGGAAAUCCUCAACGUAUAAUUGCUGCUCUACUCCAGAAAGUGCGGACCGCACCUUCACCGAAAACAGAUCGAUUGGAUUCACUGAUCCAGUUCGGCGUGAUGGUUCAGAAUUUAGUAGGACACAUGAAGUCAGCACAACUACACACGCAUCUGGCGAAUCCUACCCUGCUGCAGGAGCUGGUAGAGAAGUUGCCCGCGAAUCUUCAACUCGAUUGGGCACUGUUUUUAAACCGGGUAGACGAGCCAGAUCUGGGCGUGUUUAAUGAUUAUCUCUCCGUCUUAGUCAAAGCCGCCAGUAAAGUUACUUUCACAAAGAAUUUUCUAAGUAGACCUGCGAAGGCAGAUAGGAAGGAUCGAGAUAAAGCUUUCGUAAAUAUUCAUGCUCCAACAACGGAACCAAACUCGGAAAGAAAAGCUAUUGUGUAUGACCACCGUAAUGACCCCAAACCUUGCUUCGUUUGUGGUAGUAGCUCACAUAGAAUCCGAGACUGUACUAAAUUGAAAUCCUUGGCAAUUCAUGCACGAUGGCAAGUAGUCAUUGACAACAAGUUGUGCCAGCAAUGCCUCAUUCCUCACGGCAAAUGGUCGUGUAGAUCGAAAAGAAAAUGCGAUGUGAAUAGAUGCGGUAAAGACCAUCACCCACUUCUCCAUCCCGGACCGCCGGAAGAAACAGCUGUUGUAGCCAUUCACCAACAACUCCAGACGCCAGUUCUAUUCCGUAUCAUCCCUGUGGUUUUGUAUAAAGGAAAUCUGAGUAUCGAGACCCAUGCAUUCCUCGACGAGGGGUCAUCUACGACAUUAUUGGAAGAAUCCAUUGCAAGCAAGUUAGGCGUCGAUGGUGUUCAUGCUCCGUUGUGUUUACUCUGGACGGGAAAUGUUACGCGUAAAGAAAAUCGGUCACAGAAAGUGAGCCUCGAGAUUUCCGGUUGUGGCGGUGGAGCCCGUAUGUCUUUGAAGAAUGUACGCACUGUUGUAAACUUAGAACUACCCACGCAGUCGUUGGACUAUGAAAAGCUGGCAGAGAAUUUCCCGUAUCUUUCGAAGUUACCAGUACAGAGUUACCAGAAUGCAUCACCAAAGUUGCUCAUUGGUCUUGACAACUUUCAUGUGGCAGUUUCAUCCAAGGCACGCGAGGGCCGUGCUGAUCAGCCACUGGCUACGAAAUCGAGGCUCGGGUGGACGAUAUUUGGAAACGUUGGACCGAAAUCGUGCAGUUCAAUCCUAGCACCACAGCUGCACAUUUCGGAAUGCAAAUCUGAACCCGACCUACACGACUACGUUAAACGAUUCUUCACCGUGGAGAGCCUCGGAAUAUCCACUAUCCCAGCAGCGAAAUCUGAGGACGAACUUCGAGCAGUGGGUAUUUUGGAAGAGACUACGAUGCAGUUGGAUGACGGUCACUACGAAACAGCGUUAUUGUGGAAGUACGAUGAAGUGAAGCUCCCGCCCAGCUACGAUAUGGCCUUUGGAAGGCUACGUUGCUUAGAAAGGAGGCUAGCGAAAAAUCCGGACAUGAAGGCGAAUGUGAGUAUGCAAAUUGAUGAGUACCUACGGAAGGGCUAUGCCCACAAGGCUACGACUCAGGACUUGGAAACAAAUCCCGAUCGGGUGUGGUACCUGCCAUUAGGCGUCGUAAUUAAUCCGAAGAAGCCGAAGAAGACUCGUUUAAUUUGGGACGCCGCGGCAAAAUCCAACAACAUAUCGCUGAACGACAUGCUCCUGAAAGGCCCGGAUCUGCUGAUAGCGCUGCCAGCCGUUCUUUAUCGUUUCCGCCAGAAGCAGGUGUGCAUUACCGGUGAUAUCCGUGAAAUGUUUCACCAAAUCAGGAUACGCAGUCAGGAUCGCCAGGCCCAACGAUUUUUGUGGCGAAGGAACGUGGAGGAUAAACCUGAGGUGUACGUGAUGGACGUGGCGACGUUUGGCGCGACGUGUUCGCCCAGUUUAGCGCAAUACGUCAAAAACGUCAAUGCAAAGAGAUGGGAGCAGAAAUUCCCGGAAGCAGUAGAUGCCAUAGUAAAUAGCCAUUACAUGGAUGACUACGCAGCCAGUAGAGAUAGCGUCGAAGAAUUGGUCGAGCUCACGAAAUCGGUGCGUCAGAUACAUGCCUCGGGAGGAUUUGAGUUGCGGAACUUCCUGUCGAACUCUGAAGCAGUUCUGCGGCAGAUCGGAGAAGGCGUUCAAAGCGAAAUCAAGCAGUUUGCGGAAGAUAAGGAGAAUGAUUACGAGAGGGUGCUGGGUAUGACGUGGUUUCCGAAAACCGACGAGUUUGGCUACACAGUGGCACUUCGUGAAGACCUUAUGCAGCUGAUAACCGGUGAGAAGCCACUCACAAAGAGAAGCAUCCUGAAAUUUGUCAUGAGCCUGUUCGACCCUUUGGGAUUCAUGGCACACUUCCUUAUUCAAGGUAAAUUAAUCCUUCAGACUUUGUGGAGAAAAGCCAUUAUGUGGGAUGAGGUUGUCCCAACUGAUGUAGAAGUAGCCUGGGAAAGGUGGAUAAAGGUUUUCAAGAACAUCGGGCAAGUUAGAAUACCCCGUUGCUAUUUUCCGGACUAUGAUGUGGAGAGUUAUCGUUCUAUUCAGCUGCACGUAUUUGUGGACGGUAGUGAAAAUGCUUAUUCUGCAGUUGCUUAUUUUCGGAUCAUCGAUCGCGACCAGGUUCGGUGCUCGCUCAUAACCUCGAAGGCCAAGGUAGCCCCACUGAAGCCAAUGUCUAUUCCCCGCAUCGAACUGCAAGCCGCAGUUAUUGGAAGUCGGUUAAUUCAAACAGUUGAAAGUCUACACACUAUCCCAAUAGCGAAGAAGUUUUUGUGGACGGAUUCCUGCACGGUCCUCUCCUGGAUACAAUCCGAUGCUAGGAAGUUUCGUCAGUUUGUAGCAUUCCGGAUUGGAGAAAUACUCGAACACACCAGGCCAGAUCAGUGGCGCUGGGUGCCAACGAAACAAAAUGUUGCUGAUGAGGCGACGAAAUGGUUGAAUGGUCCUUCUUUGGAUUCCAAGAGCAGAUGGUUUAAGGGUCCAGGUUUUUUAUACUUAUCAGAGGAGCAGUGGCCGAAACAAUCGAAACACGUUGAAACGGUGGAAGAAAUUCGUCCAAUGCACCUCCAUAAAGAAAUCGUUUUUGAUUCGCCGAUCGCCUUCGAAAACUUUUCUAAGUGGGAAAGAUUAUUGAGAACUAUGUCGUACAUGUUCCAUUGGAGAAACAUCGUGCGUCACCGGAACAAAACCGCCGAGGGAUUAACCCAAGAAGACUUUCAGAGCGCAGAAAGAACGAUCUGGAACAUGGUCCAACGUGAGACUUAUCCCGACGAAAUGAUUCUACUGGGCGAAGCUGAGAUUCCGGAAAAGUCGUGCCGCAAAAUUGAGAAAAACAGCCCUAUUCGUAAACUGACACCAUUUCUCGACAAAUGGGGAGUCCUCCGUAUGCAAAGUCGAAUUGAGUUGUCACCGUGUGUUCCUUAUGACAUGAAAUACCCCAUAAUUUUGCCGAAAACUCAUCGAGUGACCCAGCUUCUUGUUGACUGGUACCAUCGAAAAUACGCACAUGGCAACAGCGAAACUAUUGUAAACGAGAUACGACAACGCUUUCACAUUUCAAACUUAAGGGCGGUAGUACAGCGAGCUGCAAAGAACUGUUGUUGGUGCAAAGUGUAUAAGGCGAGGCCUGAAGCUCCAAGAAUGGCACCAUUACCGGAAGACCGACUCACCGCAGGUGGGAAACCCUUCUCAGUAGUUGGCAUAGACUACUUCGGUCCUUACAAUAUAAAAAUCGGACGAUCCAGAGUGAAACGAUGGGUUGCACUGUUCACCUGUCUCGUAGUGAGAGCAGUGCAUCUAGAAGCAGUUACAUCCUUGUCCACCGAAUCGUGCAAGCUAGCCAUACGUCGAUUUAUCGCCCGGCGUGGUCCACCAGCAAAAAUCUACACGGACAAUGGAACAAAUUUCCUCGGCGCAAGCCGAGAACUAGAAGACCAGAUCGUAGCCAUCAACCAAGGACUUGCAUCAAUCUACACGGACGCCGAAACGCAAUGGUGCUUCAUUCCUCCCGUCACACCCCACAUGGGCGGAGCGUGGGAAAGGAUGGUGCGCUCGGUCAAAUCAGCCAUGUCCACUUUCCACGAAUCUCGAAGUCCAACAGAUGAAGUAUUUGCAACAGUACUCUGUGAAGUAGAGUCGAUUGUAAAUUCACGCCCACUAACUCAUCUUCCUCUGGAAACCUCCGAACAAGAAUCUCUGACACCAAAUCAUUUUUUGCUGUUGAACUCAAACGGGACGAAGAAAAUCGAAAAGGUGCCAACGGAUGAACGUGAAGCUCUUCGCAGCGGAUGGAACCAGUGUCAGCGGAUGGCGGAUCUGUUCUGGCAACGAUGGGUGAGGGAGUAUCUUCCUACCCUUACGCGUAGGACCAAGUGGCACGACGAUGUUAAGCCGAUUGCAGCAGGUGAUCUUGUUGUCAUUAUCGACGACGGGAUACGGAAUCGAUGGGUUCGUGGUCUUGUGUUGCAGACGAAGCCAGGUAGAGACGGCCGAGCGAGAAGUGCAUACGUGCAAACAAGUCAAGGCGUUCUGAAGAGACCAAUAGUAAAGCUAGCAGUUCUGGACGUGCAAGGAUCGGAUGAAGCCACGCCCCCUCAGUAG
This is a messenger RNA of Uranotaenia lowii, 6057 nucleotides long. RefSeq lists its product as uncharacterized. Gene Ontology annotation, molecular function: nucleic acid binding; zinc ion binding. Gene Ontology annotation, biological process: DNA integration. The transcript has a single exon. Lineage: Eukaryota; Metazoa; Arthropoda; Insecta; Diptera; Culicidae. Bases 1 to 6057 code for a protein of 2018 amino acids. The record is from RefSeq and is a predicted model, not a curated record.